AUGUAUCACCUCGCCAAGGGGCUGUAUAUGCUCGCCACCAGCAAAGAAGAAUACUCGGUGCUUCUGCUGGGCCUGGACAAUGCCGGCAAGACGACCUUCCACGAGCAGGUCAAGGCGCUCUUCGUGCCGGACGGCCCGGAGCCCAAGCUGAAGACGGUCCCGACCGUGGGCCAGAAUGUGUCGACCAUCUCGCUGCCGGACAUGUACAUGAAGAUCUGGGAUGUCGGCGGCCAGAUGACCUUGCGCAAGCUGUGGCAGAGCUACUACCAGAGCUGCCAUGCCAUCGUCUUCAUCAUCGAUAGCACCGACAUUGGCGACGGCCACCUGGACGACAACGGCACCCGCAUCGGCGUCGGUGCCGGUGAUGGUGGCCUCGGCAGUGGCAUCGGCAACAAUGGCAUCGGCAGUGGUAGCAGCAAUGGCACUGGCAGCAACAGCGAUGCCGCCGUCGACGGCCGUCUCGACGAGUGCCGCCUCGUGCUCGAGGACGUCUUGCAGCACUCCGACACCGAGGGCGUGCCGCUACUGAUCCUCGCCAACAAGCAGGACCGCGAAGACUGUGUCGAGGUCGUCCGCAUCAAGGAGGGACUGGUCAAGAAGGUCUUUGAGGGCGACAAGGCCGCCAGCAUCCGCGACUCGCGCGUCCUGCCCGUGUCUGCGCUGACCGGCACCGGCGUGCGUGAAGCUGUCGAGUGGCUGUGCUCGCGCGUCAAGUGGAACAAGGAGUCGCGACCGCCAGUAAUGCGGUAG
Molecule: messenger RNA, 750 nt
Organism: Grosmannia clavigera kw1407
Lineage: Eukaryota; Fungi; Ascomycota; Sordariomycetes; Ophiostomatales; Ophiostomataceae
Product: ADP-ribosylation factor family protein
Exons: 2
Coding region: 1-750 (249 amino acids)
Biological process (GO): protein localization to organelle; Golgi to plasma membrane protein transport; intracellular protein transport
Cellular component (GO): Golgi apparatus
Molecular function (GO): GTP binding; GTPase activity
Source: RefSeq, a predicted model, not a curated record